Pseudoliparis swirei is the source of this 4396-nucleotide messenger RNA. RefSeq names its product photoreceptor outer segment membrane glycoprotein 2-like. Gene Ontology annotation, cellular component: membrane. Bases 2518 to 3618 code for a protein of 366 amino acids. NCBI's taxonomy places the organism in Eukaryota, Metazoa, Chordata, Actinopteri, Perciformes, Liparidae. The record is from RefSeq and is a predicted model, not a curated record. The transcript is spliced from 4 exons. Gene Ontology annotation, biological process: visual perception.
CCAGGUGUCUCGAGACGAGCUUUCCGAUGGCUGUGAUCCAUUUCCUUCCACAUCUGAGAGAAGCGCUUCACCUCGUGAGCCUCUGACAGCAGAGAACAGGAAACCAAGUGAUGCGUCACAGCAGCUCAUCACAUCAAUAUAAUGUACCCAGGGUCAUUCUAUCUGUACCAGGGUCCUUGGGCAGAAGUCCCGUGAUGCUCCACCACUGAACCAGCCGCCCCAGAAAGAAACCCCAAAAGACACAAUGGACCUCUGGCAGUUUGAUGUCAAGCGUUUAUGAAAACAACUGUCAUGUCAAAUACCAGCCAAACCAUCAUGCUGGUCCAGCUGUAUAUGCAUCGUGUGUACCGUGCCAGAGGCGGGCUGAACCAGGCUGCCGUCCGGCCCACCGGGCCAGAGUGAGCAAGUUCCUCAGUCUCUGCAGCAGCAUGUACACCCCGUCGAAAGAGCCACGGUCCAGAAACAUCCAAAGGCCCUGGCAACGGCUGAGACCUGGGAGAAGACACAAUGUGUGAACAUAUAUACAUAUAUAUAUAUAUAUAAAUAUAUAUAUAUAUAACCAGGUGGGUCGCUCCCUCGUUGAGGCUCCUCCAGAACAUCUGGAUUUCAUCCACAUGUGAAGAAGAGCACAAGAUCUGUAAAAUAGCCUCUCUGUCUCCCUGAUGAACACACAGCUGCUACAAAUGAGCUAAUCAGCAGCUCCAGGAACACAAACACAUGCCCUGUUUCCACGGCAACACGUGAAACACAUGCAAUGCAUUGUGGGAGGAGAAAAAGAGAAAGGUGGGUGUGUCUGAAGGAAGGAAGGAAGGGAACGGAAGGAAGAUAGGAAAGGAAGAAAAGAAUGGUAGGAAUGAAGGGAGGGAGGACAUCCCAGCUGCUACAAAUGAGCUAAUCAGCAGCUCCAGUAACACACACACAUGCCCUGUAACCAUGGCAACAAGUGUAACACAUGCAAUAGUUGUGGGAGGAGAGAAAGCGAAAUGAGGGUGUGUCUGAAGCAGGAUGGAAGGAAAGGAAGGAAGAUCUAUUGCACAACAACAGAUUGAAUUGUCAUUAUUUUGAAAGUUGUAACGAUCGUUUUGAUUCUCAAUACAUACGUGGUUUGGUUGUCCGGUAGCUCACUUCCCUUGUGGUCAGCACAGCGGUCAGUCUGUCUGUUCUUGUGGGUUAGCCGACUGGCCCGGUGGCUACGCUCCAUCCUCCUCUUACACAAACUACUUUGGUACAUGUUAAUCCACUAAUCUCACUCUCAGUUCACUUUUCAUUGGCCGAUUUGGUGGUCAGUGAGGGAGUGUGUGUUGGAAUUAAAAUUGGAAACAGAAAAGUUAAGAUCAGCCAGGACGAUGGAUAGAGGUGGAAAUGAACUUCUGGCAGGACGGAGGGAGGAAAGCUACUCGGCUCGCUCCCUGCUGGCCACACGCCAGCCAGUCGAAUAGCAAGGCCGCGUUUACUCCUGCUGUGACAUCACUAUGACAUCACUAUGACAUCACUCAUUGUGGACAAACAAACACAGCACACCUAUAGCGCUGCAAUGAUCCAAUGAAUUAAACAUCUGAAGACAUUAACUUCUACUGGGAUUAAACCAUAUAUAACGGUCAAUUUUAUGACAUUUUAAAAAGACAAAACAAUUCAUUAAGAAAAUUAUUGGCAGAUUACUUAAUGAAAAUAAUUAUUUUCUGCAUCAGGAGCGGAGUACAGCGGCAGUGUUUCCUUCCAUAGUCGCGUCAGUGCGUAUAAACCCUUCAUGACCUUUACGUAUUUCUCCAGCUCGCGUGUGUGUGUGUGUGUGUGUGUGUGUGUGUGUGUGUGUGUGUGUGUGUGUGUGAGGGCAGCACAUGUUGACGUAUUGUUAGUUAAAAAUAAUUAAUUUAGACUUCUUUCCGUGGACAUAAAUUAAUUUGUAUUUGUGUUGAUUAACUAUAAAAUAUCACUUUUUAGAAUGUCCAGAAGGAUGUCUACUCUUUUUCCUAUACUAUGACCCCCCCUCACACACACUCACACAAUGGCCAUCAACCAUUACUGUCACAGUACUGGGACAAUCAGAUUUGCGGAGGUGGCAGAAGGUGGGUCCAAAUCCCUCUCGGACCCAGAGGGUUGAUAAAUGAUUAAGGGGAUUAGGAUGAGGUUCAGGACUGUGCGCCUCGUCUCUGAUGCUGUCGGGGCUGCCUUCCUACCAUCUGUGUCACAACAACUACUCUCCUCGCUCAGGAACACAUGUGAGGAUGUCUGAAGGAAAACAAACUGAAAAUGAGAGGAGAAUAAUGACGCAUGUGCAGGGGGACCUCUGACCUGGAUAAGAUCUGCUGCAUCUACAGCGUAACCAUAAUGCAGCGUCCACACCAUAUCCAUCACGACUACCGGGCUAAGCUGCUUAUGACAGGACCUUCAGAGAAGUGCACAACCACCAAUCUCCCUCCCCUUGGUCCCCCACAGUUCCUCUCCCCUGCUGCUCUACCCGCGUCCCACCAUUAAUCCCCCUUCGACUUAAAAGAAAUCGCCGGGGAGAUACACACGAUGGCGGUCUUGAGACUGACGUUCACCAAGAACAAGAGAGACAAGCUGGCUCAGGUGCUGUGGAUCCUGAACUGGAUCUCGGUGUUGACCGGGAUCCUCCUGUUCAGCCUGGGGCUCUUCCUCAAGGUGGAGAUCAACAAGCGAGAAGAGCUGAUGGCCGAGCGGCACAUCCAGUCCGUGCCCAACAUGCUGAUUGCCGUCGGCCUCAUCGCCUGUGCCAUAAACUCCCUGGGUGGAAAGAUCUGCUACGACUGCGUGGACACCAAUAAGUUCCUGCGCUGGAAGCUGAUCAUGCUGCCGUACAUAAUAUGCACCUUCUUCUUCACCUUCUGCGUGCUGGUCGGCGCUCUGAUGUGUUACAGCAUGCGUGGGGCGCUAGAGGAGUCUCUGAACCUGGGGCUGACGGAGGCCAUCAAGUUCUAUAAGGACACGGACAUACCGGGACGAUGCUUCCUGAAGAGAACGGUGGACAUGCUGCAGAUGGAGUUCCACUGCUGCGGGAACGAUGGGUAUCAAGACUGGUUUCAGAUACAGUGGAUCAGCAACCGCUACCUGGAUAUGUCCCAGAAGGAGGUGGUGGACCGACUCCGGAGCAACGUGGAGGGGAAGUACCUGAUGAGCGGCGUCCCCUUCAGCUGCUGCAACCUCAACUCCCCGCGGCCCUGCAUCCAGCAGCACGUGACCAACAACUCGGCGCACUUCAACUACGAGCACCAGACCGAGGCGCUCAACCUGUGGACGAGAGGCUGCCGGCAGGCGCUGCUGGAGCACUACACCCGCAUCACGCGCUCCAUCGGCCUCACCGUCCUCCUCACCUGGCUGUUUGAGCUGUCCGUGUUGACAGGGGUUCGGUACCUCCAGACCUCUCUGGAAAACGUGCUGAGGCAGGGCGACCUCGACUCAGAGUCUGACGGCUGGCUGCUGGAAAACAGCUUCAUGGAAACAGCCCGCGCCAACCUGAACAUCAUCAAGUGCCUCGGCAAGAGCAACCAAAUAGACACGGCCAACAAUGGAGACCCCAACAUUAACGUCCCCUCCACCUCUAAAGCGCACUAUGGGCCGGACAAUGUGCCACUGAAGGAGAUACCUGAAGCCAGUUGACCUCUCGGGCCUCACUCAACAACACCCUCGAAGCCUCAUGAGUAAGGGCCUUUUCCCAGAUACUUGAAAAGAGUUGUUUGUUACUUGUUUUUUUAUCCAUAGGAAUCAGGAAUUACAAAUAAGAAAUACCUAUAUAAAAAGGUGUGUGUGUGGAAACUGAGUUAUAUUGUAAUACAUACAUUAUAAUACAUGUUCUAGUAUGAUGGGGUAGAUCUUUUCCCAAAUGCAGACAAUGCCUUGACUUUUUACAACCAUUAUUGAAUCAAACUUUCCAAACACAUGUUCCAUUUUUGAUGAUGCAAAAAUAUCCAAACACCCACCACAAAUGCACAUUGUGUUUUGAACAUCCGUACUGUAAUCUGUUGUUUACUCGUGAUCUAUCGUUGCCUGUGUGUCAUGGCUUUGCCCACAACUGUGUCAUACACCACCAGUCAGUUACAAAACUGGAGAAAAUGAACUUGAACUGUAUUUUUGUUUGAUGAAUACAAAUAAGUAAUGUACGUCAGAAGUGUACGCCCACAUUGCUUUGCAUGGUUCUCAGUGUGAUAGCAAAGGCAGGAAAGAGUUUAAACUAUUACACUUACUGUAGCAAGAAUUAAGGAUAUUUGAAUUGAAAUCCAUAAAUCUAGUUGCAGUGAGCUAUGGCCUCAAGUUUAAUCCGUUUUACCGUAUUAAGCUUGAGUUUUACAUUAGUUGUUUCAAUGGAUGCUUUCUGCGCAUGUUACUGGACUUCAGGAAUCAAAGUAUCAACGUGAUAAAAUAAAUAUAUUCAUGUCCA